Raphanus sativus (radish) is the source of this 831-nucleotide messenger RNA. RefSeq lists its product as uncharacterized. NCBI's taxonomy places the organism in Eukaryota, Viridiplantae, Streptophyta, Magnoliopsida, Brassicales, Brassicaceae. The transcript has a single exon. The coding region runs from base 1 to 831 and encodes 276 amino acids. The record is from RefSeq and is a predicted model, not a curated record. Gene Ontology annotation, molecular function: nucleic acid binding; zinc ion binding.
AUGGGUAUGGAGCAUUUUGUAGGAACAGUGGAUCCUACAGCUGCUUAUGAUUGGAAACUGAGUCUACAACGGAAGCUGGAGAACAUUGAUUGUCCCCCAGAAUUUAAGCUUAGACUGGCUAUGCAGUACUUGCGUGGAGAUGCAUUGGUAUAUUGGGAGGGAGUGCGAUUGAAUCAUGGGCCUGACAUUCUCACUUUUGAAGAUUUUAUCGAGGAGUUUGAUAAGAAGUACUUUCCGAAACAAGCUAUGGAUAGAAAGAAGAGGGACUUCGAGCAUGUGAGCCAGGGUGACUUGUCGAUCAAGCAGUAUGAGGUUAAGUUCAACCAGCUUCGCAGGUUUGUUGGAGGUGGUAUUCCUGAAGAUGAGUUGAUCAGGAAGUUUUUGGAUGGGAUGCGUUUGGAGAUUCGCAACAGGUGUAAUAUCGUCACUUACUACAGAUUGGGAGACUUGGUGGAAAAAGCAGUUGAACAGGAAGCAUGUUGGAUAGAGGAGCAGAAACUUCUCAAAUCUGCUCAGCCUAAACCUGAGAGGACUACAGAGUCUCAGAGGAGGACCGGGGAUCAGUCAGAGGCACCGUAUUGUUCUCGUUGUCAUCGUCAUCAUAUGGGAGAAUGUGCCAAGUGUUUUGAGUGUGGGAGGUUUGGCCACAUUGCGAAGUUUUGUCGGGUUAGACCAGUUGAUGCGACUUCCGCUGGACAUAUUGCAGCACCAGCAGCAAUAAACAUGAAUUGUUACAACUGUAAUCAGCCGGACCAUAUUUCGAGAGAGUGUCCGACGAGGGGACAUGCCACACUUCCACCACCGCCUAAGCGUCAAGCCACCGAUCCAUGA